Messenger RNA from Acanthopagrus latus (yellowfin seabream), 2128 nucleotides. RefSeq names its product hydroxy-delta-5-steroid dehydrogenase, 3 beta- and steroid delta-isomerase 1 (gene hsd3b1). The record is from RefSeq and is a predicted model, not a curated record. Lineage: Eukaryota; Metazoa; Chordata; Actinopteri; Spariformes; Sparidae. Gene Ontology annotation, molecular function: 3-beta-hydroxy-Delta5-steroid dehydrogenase (NAD+) activity. The transcript is spliced from 3 exons. Gene Ontology annotation, biological process: steroid biosynthetic process. The coding region runs from base 236 to 1360 and encodes 374 amino acids.
UUUUUCUUGUCCAGAUUUGAGUUUACAAAAGGUGGAUGUGCUGAGGCUGGGAGGGCAGAGGGUGCCGUCGCUCUCCUGCAGACAGAACCAAAACAUCCACGGACAAAAGCUGUGUUCUUUUAUUUCAGCUUUCAGCUCUUUCUCUCAAGAGGCCCUUCCAAAGCCUCGUUUCAAGAGAGGUUUUCAGGAUUUUUUUUUUGGUGUUGUUCUCAUACCAAGAGAGAACUAACGUGUGAUGUCUCUGAGGGGUGAUGUGUGCGUGGUGACGGGAGCCUGUGGAUUCCUGGGGAAGAGGCUGGUGAGGCUGCUGCUGGAGGAGGAGAGCAUGGCUGAGAUCCGCCUGAUGGACAAACACGUACCAACCAAACUUUUAGACACUCUGGAGGACUGUAGAGGGGACACGAAGUUGAGUAUAUUCGAGGGGGACAUCAGAGACGCAGACUUCCUGAAAAAAACCUGUCGAGGUGCGUCAACUGUCUUCCACAUUGCAUCCAUCAUCGACGUCAAUGAUUCAGUGGAGCCCAGUGAGAUAUACGGUGUCAAUGUCAAAGGAACUCAGCUGCUUCUGGAGGCAUGUAUUCAAGAGAACGUGGUGUCCUUCAUCUACACCAGCACAAUAGAGGUGCUGGGACCAAACUCCCAGGGUGAGCCUAUUGUUAACGGCAACGAGGACACAGUUUACGAAUGUGCUCUGAAGUUUAACUACAGCAAGACCAAACGGGAGGCAGAGCAGAGAACCCUGCAGGCGCACAGUGAGGUGCUCCACAAUGGAGGUCGACUGGCCACCUGCGCCCUCAGACCUAUGUAUAUUUACGGGGAAGGCUGCCGCUUCCUGCUGGGCCACAUGUGUGACGGCAUUCGAAACAAGGACGUUCUCUAUCGCAUGUCUCUACCUGACGCCCUAGUGAAUCCUGUCUACGUGGGAAACGUGGCCGCGGCCCACCUCCAAGCAGCCCGCAGCCUUAAAGAUCCACAAAAAAGACAUGUUGUCGGAGGAAAGUUCUACUACGUUUCCGAUGACACACCACAUGUGAGUUAUUCGGACUUUAACCACGUCAUGUUGUCACCUCUGGGCUUCAGCAUUCAAGAGAAACUCCCAGUGCCUCUCGGCCUCUUCUACGUCAUCUGCUUCUUAAUGGAGGUGCUCUGCAUGGUGAUCCGACCGUUGGUACGUGUUGUCCCGCCGCUGAACCGCCAGCUUCUCACCAUGUUGAACACGCCUUUCAGCUUCAACUAUCAGAAGGCCCAGAGGGACCUGGGAUAUGUCCCCAGACACAGCUGGGAGGAAGCACGCAAACGCACCAUUGAAUGGCUCGCCGUGCAGUUGCCAAUGGAAAGAGAAAGAAUAAGAGCUAAAUAAUGGCUGAAAAGUUGUUAGGACUAUCAGUCGCAUGAAUGUUAAAAUGAAUGUUAAAAAGUUAUCAGUUUGUCUGUUUGUGACCUUUCUGUUUUUCUGCAUGACUAACACUAUUGUCCUGUGGGCAUAAGCAAUAAAAACAAAAGUUCAGUGACGGUAAACGUGAGGAACUCAAGAGUCAUUCAAAAACAUAUGGUAGUCAUCACUGUUGAUGUUUUUUUUAAAGCACAAUUGGUGUUUUGCUCUGUUAUUUGGUAUUGUUAUGGCAUCUUUCAGAUAAUCUGGAAAUGUUUAGCAAUUCUUCGUUGUUUGUUUAUCUGCUAUAACCACUAGGAGUCUCCAAAUCCUACUCCCCUGGGAUUAAAGGUCCAGUGUGUAUGAUUUAGGUUGAUUUAGUGGCAGAAGUGGAACAUAAUAUUCGUAAUUAUAUUUACAUUAAUUAAUAAUCUCUUGAAACUAAUAAUCUUUUCAUUUUUAAUACCUUAGAAUGAGCCUUGUAUAUCAACAGAGGGAACAGGUCCUUUUCCAAUGACUGCCCUGUUGCACAACUAUGUUUCUCCAGUAACCCAGAAAAAGCAAACCAAACACUGGAUGUAGAGUGGGCCGCCAUAAGGGAGGGUUAAACGAGGUGUGUUCAGUUAUUUGCAACCACAUCGCUAGAGAUGCCACUAAAUCUUUCACACUGAACUCAGGACUAAUGUUCAGUAUGACCUGUUGUUCCUGUAGUUUAUUGCCAUGUUUUGAGUGCUAUUAAAGGUUAUUGUGAAAAAA